AUGGCUUCUCUCGAUGCCCUUACCCAUGACGCCAAGCAGCGGUCAUAUUUCCACCAGGUCGAGAGCUCGCGCCAGUUUCGCAGAGUCGUUCCCAUACUUACAGAGGCCAACUGGCUUGCUUCUAUGAUCUUCGGGAUCGGGCUGAUGUCUUUUCAUUUUCAAACAACUCGGACAGCGCAGCCCCAAUCAGACAACCCCGAUCCCUUCAGAGCGCUGCUCAUCCUGCGCUAUUCGGCCCCAUUGGCGAGAGCAAUCGGACCAUGGCUCAUGAGUAGCAUGCUUCCGUCGAUGAUCCGCCGCAACAACGAAGUUUCAUUACCUCUCGAUGAAAGAGACGACAUGGCCGUCCUCAACCUUCAUACGCUUCUGGACGGGGACAUUUUAAGCUUUUCAACUAAGACGCACGCUGUAUGCGAGCAUGCUAUUCAUGCUUUGUAUCAGUGGCUGCUUGUGACUUCAGGGCGGCCUCGGACAUGGCGCGACUUCAUCGAGUGGCCAGCAGCUAUCAGUGAUGAAUUUCUGAUUCUCACGCAAAAGCAGAGACACCCUGUUGCAGUGAUUAUCCUCAUACACUGGUGUGCCAUCAUGAGCAGCGCACCUAAAACUUGGUUUAUGGAUGGUUGGGCUGUCGCGACAGCGUCACAGGCCAUGUCGUGGCUGGACGAGUCGUGGAGGCAAAGCCCAGGUAUGGUCUGGGCAAGGGAAAGGUUGAUGAUCUAA
This is a messenger RNA of Clonostachys solani, 720 nucleotides long. The record is from the annotation of a GenBank genome assembly. Lineage: Eukaryota; Fungi; Ascomycota; Sordariomycetes; Hypocreales; Bionectriaceae.